AUGUGUUUUCUGCUCGAGCACAAGACGGAUCUUGGGUCUGAAUAUAUUUUGUUUGACUGUGGUUCUCGAAAGGACUUUUGGAAUGGCUCACCUCAGACCAACAAGAUGAUUGCCAGUAACCUCGUGGGGAUGCAGGUCGACUACGGUGUGGACGAGAUCUUAACCAGUUCAGGUUUUGAUCUAGAGAAUCUUAAGUCCAUCGUCUGGAGUCACUGGCAUUGGGACCAUAUUGGAGAUGGAUCCAAGUUCCCGGCCUCGGUCGACAUUGUCGUCGGGCCAGGGUUCACAGCCGAAUUUGCCCCAGGCUGGCCGGAAAGGCUAAACAGCCCAGUACUGGCGAGUGAUCUCAGAGGUCAUCGAAUCCACGAGCCCGAGUUCGACACGUCGGUUGCCGGUUUCGCUGCUCAUGAUUAUCUCGGAGACGGUUCUUUCUACCUCUUAGAUGUUCCCGGGCAUGCUCUUGGACACAUUUGCGGACUCGCAAGAACGACACCAGAUACCUUCAUUUUCAUGGGUGCCGACGCUUGCCACUUUGCUGGAGCAUUCCGACCAACACCCUAUCUGCCGUUGCCUACAACACACCAUCCCGCCGCUGGGACUCUUUCUGAGGAGGACGCCGACGCCUCUCGCACCAGUCCAUUUUACAAGGUAUCUAGAGUUCCUGGGACUGUUUACAUACACGGUGACGCCGCACAGGCUAGCAUCGACAAGUUACGAAUCUUGGACGCCCACCCAGGAGUCUUUAUCUGCCUCGCCCACGAUGCCGCCUUGUUUGAAACGCUGCCUGUAUACAACAUCGACCCAGAUCAAGACAUCAAUGACUGGAAGAAAGCCGGAUACAAGGAGAGAUUGAGGCGUGAUGACAAGGUUAUUGUGUGGGAUGAAGGCAAAGGGUUCGUUGAUGAGACCAAAAGUCUACCAGGUGUUUUAUAG
Molecule: messenger RNA, 933 nt
Organism: Fusarium vanettenii 77-13-4
Lineage: Eukaryota; Fungi; Ascomycota; Sordariomycetes; Hypocreales; Nectriaceae
Exons: 6
Coding region: 1-933 (310 amino acids)
Source: RefSeq, a predicted model, not a curated record